UCUCGAACGGAUAAAUUUUGGCAAGUGCCUUUCAGCGUCGACUUCCAUUUGAGAAAGCAAAACUGAUUUCACUGAAAAUCUGCAAAAAAAUUUCUGUUUCCGCGAAACAAUUAUGCAAUUAAUUACCCCUCAUUUCAUACUGGGGAGAAACUGUGCCAACGCCUGCUUCUCAAUUUGUCGUGCUAAUCAAAAUGCAGGGCAACUGCUUCGCGGCGUACGUGAACUUUGCAGCAUUUCGGAAGUCGUGUCAUAAAAAAUGGUGGUCGGCACGUAUAGCAACGAUUCACAAAUCCCCGUCACCCGACUCGAAAUACUUGUGAAAAAAAGAGCGCUGAAGAUAAAUGGCAGUUCUUCUUCUACAGAAGAGAGCAAUGGUGGGGACAACGAGAUUAAGAGCCCUGGACAUGCUAUCUCAGAGAUUCUCGCUGUAGAAAACGGCUCGGAAGGAGCAGGGCCGGGAGCCGUCGGCCAAGAGUCGGAAAAUGGCGACUCAAAGCCUGUCGGGCCAAGAUUGUUGGUGGUUGCUAAUAGGCUUCAAAUCUCUGCAAUAAGAAAAGGUGAAGACUCUUGGGCACUGGAAACAAGUGCAGGAGGUCUAGUGAGCGCUCUUAUGGGUGUGAAUGGUUUUGAUAUACGGUGGAUUGGUUGGCCCGGUGUAAACGUGCCGGACGAGGUUGGGCGCAAGGCUCUUACGAAAGCUCUGGCUGAGAAGAGGUCCAUCCCUGUUUUCCUGGACGGAGAUACCUUUCAUCAGUAUUACAAUGGAUACUGCAACAACAUUUUAUGGCCUCUUUUCCAUUAUCUUGGCCUUCCCAAGGAAGAUCGACUGGACACCACCAGGUCUUUCCAGACACAGUUUGAUGCUUAUAAGAGGGCAAAUCAAUUGUUUGCUGCUGUGGUUUUAGAACACUACAAAGAAGGUGAUAUUAUUUGGUGUCAUGAUUACCAUCUCAUGUUCCUGCCUAAGUACCUGAAGGAAUCUAACAGUGGGAUAAGAGUUGGGUGGUUUCUACAUACUCCUUUCCCAUCUUCUGAGAUCCACCGGACCCUGCCGUCUCGUUCAGAAGUACUCCUUGCUGUUCUAGCUGCUGAUUUGAUUGGUUUCCACACUUAUGACUAUACCAGGCAUUUUUUAAGUGCAUGCACUCGGAUUCUCGGACUCGAAGGCACUCCCGACGGAGUAGAUUAUCAAGGGAGAAUAACUCGUGUGUCUGCUUUCCCAAUUGGAAUAAAUCCCGAGAGGUUCACGCAUUCUCUUGAGAAGCCAAAAGUUCAGGACAUUAUCAAAGACUUGAAAAGAAGAUUUGCUGGAAGAAAGGUAAUGCUUGGCGUGGAUCGCCUUGAUAUGAUCAAAGGAAUUCCUCAAAAGUUACUUGCCUUUGAAAAGUUUCUUGAAGAAAAUCCAGAAUGGCGUGAAAAGGUGGUUUUGAUGCAAAUUGCUGUGCCAACAAGAACAGACGUUCCUAAAUAUCAAAAACUUGCAAGUGAGGUUCAUGAAAUUGUUGGGCGGAUAAAUGGAAGAUUUGGAACCUUGACUACCGUUCCCAUACAUCAUCUGGACCGUUCUAUCAACUUCCUUGAAUUGUGUGCGGUGUAUGCUGUCACUGAUGUCGCACUUGUCACUUCCUUGCGGGAUGGAAUGAACCUUGUCAGCUAUGAGUUUGUGGCAUGUCAAAAUUCCAAUAAAGGGGUUCUCAUACUCAGUGAAUUUGCUGGAGCAGCACAAUCUCUUGGUGCCGGAGCACUUCUUGUAAAUCCUUGGAACAUCACAGAUGUUGCUUCUGCAAUAGAGCAAGCUUUGAAUAUGCCGGCAGAAGAAAGAGAGAAACGGCACCGGAUUAACUUCAAUCAUGUGACAACUCAUACUGCUCAAAUGUGGGCUGAUUUCUUCGUAAGCGAACUCACCCGUACUAUCCUCGAAGCUCAGAGGAGAAUAAGACAAGCAGCACCUCCGCUUGUUAUCAGUGAUGCCAUUGAGCGUUACAUGCAGUCCAAGAAUAGACUAAUUAUUCUGGGCUUUAAUGCUGCGUUAACUGAAACAAUCGAGUCUCCUGGAAAAAGAGGAGAUCAGAUUAAAGAAAUGGAGCUUACACUGCAUCCUGAUGUGAAAGAACCUCUGAGAAUCCUCAGCAGUGAUCCGAACACAACUAUUUUGAUUCUCAGUGGAAGUGACAGAAAGGUCCUGGAUAAUAAAUUCGGGGCGUAUGAUGUGUGGUUGGCGGCUGAGAAUGGAAUAUAUCUAAGAUCAACAAAAGGAGACUGGAUGAUUACAGUGGCAGAGCCAAAUACAGAUUGGAUGGAUGGUGCUAAGCACGUCUUUGCGUACUUCACCGAAAGAACUCCAAGAUCAUGUUUUGAGCUGCGCGAAUAUUCCCUCAUCUGGAACUUUAAAUACUCUAAUACAGAAUUUGGGAGGCUUCAAGCUAGAGUCCUGCUGGAACAUCUCUGGACUGGCCCAAUAUCUAAUUCCAAUGUCGAUGUCAUCCAAGGAAGCCGCUCUGUUGAGGUUCGAGCUUUAGGUAUCACAAAGGGAGUAGCUAUAUGCUCUAUAAUAAGCGAGAUCCACCAUUGCCAGACUACCUCCACCCCAAUAGAUUAUGUCUUGUGCUUGGGUCAUUUCUUAUCAAAGGACGAGGACAUCUACACAUAUUUUGAACCAGAGCCCGGGAGUGCCGGUAGAUCCAAAACACCAGAUGCAAUCAAGCGUCUUCAUUCACUGUGCGAAACUCCAAAGCAAUACUCGCCCUCGGUUACGAAAUCCACUGAAAAACCUUCUUUAAAAGUGUUGGACCUGAAGGCGGAGAACUAUUUUUCUUGCACUGUGGGACGAACUUGCACAAAAGCUCGAUAUAUGCUCAAUUCCUCAGACGAUGUGGCUCACCUUCUGAAGGAGAUGGCAGCAGCUCUUCAAUAGUAUCAUCCUCUCGGACUCUCGGUCUCAGGUAUUAUAUCAACCCUUGCUUUGCUUUCCCCUGAUCCAUCAUCAGUAUGUUUUUUUAUUUUUGGUCAUUUGCAUAUAUAGGAAGAAAAGUGUACAUGCUUGGUUACUUAAUGGACAUUAUAAAGAAAAAUGGACAAGCUACAGAUAUUCAAAAUAAAGUGCUUUAUAUUUUCAUCAAGCUUAUAGAUGUUUAGAGAGUUCGAAAUAGGUUUUGUACUUAGGUUAAAUAUAUAUAAUAAUUCUUGUAAGGUUAUUGGUAGA
Andrographis paniculata is the source of this 3202-nucleotide messenger RNA. RefSeq names its product alpha,alpha-trehalose-phosphate synthase [UDP-forming] 1-like. Gene Ontology annotation, molecular function: alpha,alpha-trehalose-phosphate synthase (UDP-forming) activity. The transcript is spliced from 17 exons. The record is from RefSeq and is a predicted model, not a curated record. The coding region runs from base 257 to 2914 and encodes 885 amino acids. Gene Ontology annotation, cellular component: cytosol. Lineage: Eukaryota; Viridiplantae; Streptophyta; Magnoliopsida; Lamiales; Acanthaceae. Gene Ontology annotation, biological process: trehalose biosynthetic process.